GAAACACAACACUUGUAGUCAGUCCGCGUAGUACGUAGUCUUUUCCAAUUAUUAACAUCCCCGCCCUUUAGCUAGAGCACCUAGGGAAAAGAGGUCAAAUUUCAUUGUUAAUCCUAAAAUUAAAGGGUUAUGCAAUACAUUAGCAUUAGCAACCAAAUUUGAUUCAACUAUCGAACCGAUCAUGGAAAAGAGAUCUAAUUUCAUAUUCAAUUAUCUCAAAUUUUAGGAUAUUUGAUGGCUCAUAAUUUUGGUUAUAUAAGAAUUUCGAACCAAUAGUUGAGAUUUACGAACCCUAAACUUAAAGCACUGAUAAUUAAAUUAAUACAAACCCUAGAUUGUGAAAUUGAUAUGAUGAUAACAACAAUAAACAACUUACCUUAAACUUUUGGUUAUCUAAGAAUUUAGAACCAAUAAUUGAGAUUUACGAACCCUAAACUUAAAGCACUGAUAAUUAAAUUAAUAUAAACCCUAGAUUGUGAAAUUGAUAUGAUGAUAACAACAAUAAACAACUUACCUUAGAAGCUGGUUCAAUGGGGGAUACAAGAAUUGGAUUCAAGUAUUCAACGGAGAACGUCAACUGCUCUACAAGACUACAAUGGAGAACGUUGAGUGCGCUUAAUUGAAAUAACUGAGAGAGUAAGGUCGAGACCAAGGUGUUAUUGCGUAUGGCAGCCUUGAUGUGGGCUUCAUGGCGCUGUCGUAAUCUAUGGAUUUUUGAUGGCGAAGAACCUGAUGUGGUGAUGCUAGCAGCGGGGUAUUGUAAAUUAGUGCAAGAUUAUGAGGAAUAUGCCUCAAAGGUUUUUAAACCCUCGGUGCAGCAGGUACAGGGCAGCAGCGUCGUGUGGAAAUGCCCACCUAUGGGAUGUAUCAAGGCAAAUGUUGAUGCCUAUGUUCCAAGUGCAGGGUCGGCAGGUCUGGGGGUUGUCUUUAGAGAUGACAAGGGCUGCCUUAUCAUGACAGCUACAAAGAAGGUGGAGCUCUCGAACCCCGAGUGUGUGGAGGCACAAGCUGUGAGAUAUGCGUUGAGGUUAACACUUCGGUUUGGUUACAUUAACUUGUGGGUGGAGUCGGAUGCUAUAAAUGUAAUCAACACUAUCUCCUCUCAUGAUGGUGGGCUUUCUCCUAUUCAUUUAGUCUAUGAUGAUAUUAGAGUCGAUAGAGCAAGAUUUAAUGUUUGUUUAUUUUCUCAUGCUAAGAGGAAUUGUAAUACCGUAGCUCAUCUUAUAGCUAGGGAUGAUACAGGUGGAAAUGCGGAGUAUAUUCGCUUUACCAAUUUUCCACAGAGAAGUAUCAAAGCCUGUAUAAAAGCUGCUUUGAGUUGUAAAGAAGCAAAAUUUGAGCAGUAUGAGGCUAUGAGCUUUUUAAGGGAGGUCAAGUUUCAGAUGAAUUGA
This is a messenger RNA of Chenopodium quinoa (quinoa), 1391 nucleotides long. RefSeq lists its product as uncharacterized. Gene Ontology annotation, molecular function: nucleic acid binding; RNA-DNA hybrid ribonuclease activity. The transcript is spliced from 3 exons. Bases 666 to 1391 code for a protein of 241 amino acids. NCBI's taxonomy places the organism in Eukaryota, Viridiplantae, Streptophyta, Magnoliopsida, Caryophyllales, Amaranthaceae. The record is from RefSeq and is a predicted model, not a curated record.